This is a messenger RNA of Phacochoerus africanus (Common warthog), 2459 nucleotides long. Its product is annotated as myeloid cell surface antigen CD33-like. Gene Ontology annotation, biological process: cell adhesion. The transcript has 6 exons. The coding region runs from base 1215 to 2282 and encodes 355 amino acids. Gene Ontology annotation, molecular function: sialic acid binding. The record is from RefSeq and is a predicted model, not a curated record. Gene Ontology annotation, cellular component: plasma membrane. Lineage: Eukaryota; Metazoa; Chordata; Mammalia; Artiodactyla; Suidae.
GGCAUUGUUGGUUACCAGGUCCUCUUGGUUUACAACUCCCAGCAACCCUUGCGGCCCUAUUUUUCACUCUGCCUACCGCUCCCAAAAUGCACUGCCGUAUGCACCGCCCUCUUUCUUUUCUGCGCCUGCGCAGGGGCAAAGGCCGUGGCGCAUGCGUUAUUUUGCUAUGGUAGUGUUCUCGCACCAUGCUGGAGGCUUAAAAGGCGAAGUGGCUGUGUUAAAAUUAUAUAUUUUUGUAGCUAGGCUUUUAGAGAGAUUAUAGAGCAUAAUGCUUUUACCCUCUGCGAUGGGGUUUCGGUGGGAACCGAAGGUUUGGUCGCGUGUGUAAAAAGAGGAGAUGGAGCAUGCGCAGGACAGAGAUUCUGAGAGGAGCGGUUCGCACUGGCUGCACGCGUGCCCUGCAGGACUGGUCAUGGUGCGCCUGAGCGUGUCGGCUGGGGAGAGGGAGCAGUGUGUUUGAGAGCCGAGGCCUCUGCGCGUGCGUCAGCCGUCGACACUCCGUCUUCUGAAGAGUGUUCCAAAGACUCAGAUUCCUGAAACCCACCAGUCCCCAGGCCCAGUGUCAUAGAGACUCAGAUUUUCAGAAACUCAGACCCUUGAGACUUAAAGGAGCCAAGAGACCGGGGACUCGAGAGGCAGCUCUCACCAACCAGCACAUCUGACAUAUUGAACCUCCUGGAUCCAGACAUAGGGUCUCUGUUCUUUGUGAUCAGCCCCCCUGCUCCGCCCCCGCCAGAGAUGCAGAGUCAGCGCUUAACUCUGAAUCAGCACCGCGGACAGCACACCCCCCCUCCCCCCUUUCCAACCCAGGAGCCAGAGCACGUCCUGGGCAGAGGCCCCAUCCCUGCUGGGGUAGAGGUGGGGUUGGUCACAAACAGAUCACAGAACUUGGUAGCUGGUGGAGGAUUCCCAGCACAGUGGUAAAGUGAGAACGUUAACACCUGCGAGCCCAGGAUUAUCUGCAGAACUCACAUCCCUUGUGACUGCCUGAGAGCCCUUACUUGGCCUGUACCUCUCUGAGAACUCCCUUUCCAGUCCAGAAGAGCUAGAACUCCACCCAUCCCUGGCCUUUGCUGCCCUCAUCACAGGCACUUUCGCUAUGGCAUUGGGAUUGCCAGGUAACCUGCCUUCCAACCGGAUGUUACUUUCCUCAGAGACAAGGGCUGGAUCUUUACUAGAAACCUGAAGGCACAGUGUAGACGAUUGGUGAAUAAAUGAAAUUUCCUCUCUCACCUCACGGCUAUGAGGAAAGCAUUUGUGAAGACACAGCAGGAAGGCGGCUAUCUGGAAGCCAAGAAGUGAGCUCUCACCAGGAACCAAUCUGUGGACAGUGCCAUCUGGGACUUCCCAGCCUCCAGAACUGUGAGAAAUACGUGUCUUUGUGGUCCCUGGCUCAGGACUGGAGCUACCGGCUGGACGUGCAGGGGAACGUGACGGUGCAGGAGGGCCUGUGUGUCUGCGUGCCCUGCUCCUUCUCCUAUCCCGAGAACGACUGGUCUGCGCCUGUUCACGGCUACUGGUUCCGCGAAGGGGCCAAUACGGACCAGGACCCUCCAGUGACCACAAACAACCCAGCUCGUGAAGUGCAGGAGGAGACCCGGGGCCGAUUCCACCUCCUUGGGGAUCUUCUGAACAGGAACUGCUCCCUGGGCAUCAGAGAUGCCAGGAGGAGUGACAGUGGCUCUUACUUUUUUCGGGUGGAAAGAGGAAAUGCAAAAUGGAAUUACAAGUCUAAGCAGCUCUCCGUGCACGUGACAGCCCUGACCCAGGCGCCCCACAUCCUCAUGCCCGAGACCCUGGAGUCCGGCCACCCCAGGCGCCUGACCUGCUCUGUGCCCUGGGCCUGUGAGCGGGGCACGCCCCCCGUCUUCUCCUGGACCUCAGCUGCCCUCACCACCCUGGGCCCCAGGACCCGCCUCUCCUCCGUGGUCACCCUGACCCCACAGCCCCAGGACCACGGCACCAGCCUCACCUGUCAGGUGAUGUUCCCCGCAAGCGGCGUGACCGUGGGAAGGACCAUCCAGCUCAAUGUCACCUUGCCAGGUGCUCCACAGAACCCAACAGCCAGUGUCUUCCCGGAAACGGCACAGGGAUGGUGUAGACGUCCCGCUUCUUCUCCGGGACCGUGGAACAUGCCAUUGCGUGGACGGAUUCGGAGUCUUUACACAUCUAAUGGAAAAUCCCGGCCUUCGGUUUCUUCUGCCAAGAGUAACACAGCAAUCCACAGCCUUGUAUCUCCUUUCGUGGGUAUGUGUCUGUCUGUCUGUCUUUCUGUGGGAUAAAUCACUAAAAGCCAAAGAACUGAAUUACAUGUUCAGUCUGAUUUUGAGGAAUAUGACCAAAUCACUCCGUGGAGGGGAGAGUUUAUAUUCGCACCAGCCAGGGUUGAAAGUGUGUGUUUUCACCAACCCUGUGGAGCUGAAACUUUUUUUUUUUUUUCUUUUUCUAGGGCUGUACCC